AUGGAUACAGGCGACAGCUCUGGAGGGAUGACUUGUUAUCCCAUAAAGAUGUUUGAUCUGAUGGGAGAGGUUCCUCUGGGGCAUGUGCACAAGGAGUUUAUGAAAGUCACUGAUUCGUCUCGAGAGGCGUUCAAGCUUCUCAAGGCGCUAUUUGCCUGCGAGCCGCAUGCUAGAGCGGUGGUUGCGGUAGGUUCGAGGCGCAAAGUAGAGGACCUGUCGGAGGAGUGGAAGGAACACUUUCGCAUUGCUUGGACGAACGGCCACAUAUCGUCGGGAGAAAGGAUUAGGUCAUUCCUUGCUGACAAGAAUAGCCAGGUGCUGCUGGGGACGAAGCUCGUGACGCAGGGAAUCGACGUGCGCAACCUGCAGAUGGUGAUCAUGAUGGACUACAGGCCCAGCAUCAUCGAGUUCAUUCAGGCCGCUGGUCGGCUGCGUUCUUCGGGGCUGUUCUAUUUGCUGUCCAGCGCCAGAGCGAGAGGCGAAGCGGGGGAGCGGGUUUCUGACCAUCCAGCAGUCCCGCUGCUUGAAGACGGAUGUGUGGACAAACAGAUGGCCGCAUUCUACGGUCUGGGUGCGCAGGGAGCACCCACUAGGAACGCAGAAUUGCUCCUGGCUGACUCCCAAGGACUUGUUGCAAGACACAGGAGAGCGAUGGAAAAGCUGGAAAGAGACCAAGAGCUCGCCAGGAAACGGGCGGUAAAAGUGUUCCCAUCUCUUGCUCUUGAAAAGAAAAGAAUCAAAAGAGAUUUCCAUGAGCCACAUGGAUACACCGACAUUUUGCUGUACAUAGGUCUGCCGACGGAUAUGGCGGCGGGCCUCUUUCUUCAAGGAGUCGACAUCCACUUUUGUCCACCGGAUACCUUUACCAGAAAGGACGGAUGCAAAGACUGUCUUAAGGAUUACAAUCUGUGCGUCUGUGCUGGUGGACAAUACAAGUCGUACCGGCGGAUAGCAUGCGAGGCGCUGGCGCUGCGGCGCAUGCUAUUGGAUGACGAAAGGUGUGGCAAGCAUCUAGAAGGAAUGGAGCCGUUUCGAAGGGACCCUGUUGGAUACUUGCACGCUUUUGUCAAGGAAAGGAAACAGCUUCAGGCCGCGGUGAUGCGGAAGUACCUGUGGUUCCACGAGCUGACGACGGGAGUCUCGCAGAUCGUUGCGUUGCAGUCAGUAAGAGGCGUCGGAAGCUGCAGGCUGUUCACGCGGCCAGCGGCGGAUAUCAGGCGCAUAUACUGCGAUGCAUGGCGUUCGCUGAAGAAGCAGCGCUUGAAUGUGCUCGAGUACUUCUGGAGCAGGGAAAGGAUGAGGUGCGAUGAGAUCUGGGACAAGGAAACAAGCAGGAGCAGCCGGAGCUUUGUGGAGAUAGUGGAUAAACAAGGGACGUUCGAGCGCAUGUGGCAGAGGAGUAGUGCGCGGUUCCACGGGCCAGAGUACGUUAAAGGGCAGUACGGAAAUGUCCAUCGAAGGAGCAUGAACACGUAUGAAAUGUCGCGAGCGCGCUUGUUUUACAAAUAUGACGGGUCGGUAGGUCUACCAUCAUGGGACAUGUACCUGUCGAUGGUGCUUGGGAUGUUUUACAAUGUAGAGCUAAGAUCGCGGAUUGCGGACCUUGUGGAGCAGAUAGGCGACGUGUGGUUGGUUCCGCACUGGCUAGAGCUGCAGAAUGUACUUGUGCAAAUGGGGGACGGGAAGAAGGUGCCGUUCUUUGUUCUGUGCGGAGCGAUCUACCAGGAGAUGCAAGCGACUCCAGGGUAA
Messenger RNA from Torulaspora globosa, 1749 nucleotides. Its product is annotated as C-terminal helicase domain-containing protein. NCBI's taxonomy places the organism in Eukaryota, Fungi, Ascomycota, Saccharomycetes, Saccharomycetales, Saccharomycetaceae. Bases 1 to 1749 code for a protein of 582 amino acids. The record is from RefSeq and is a predicted model, not a curated record. The transcript has a single exon.